GCUUAUUGCGUAGAAAGGAACGCAUGACCUGAACCUACUUAGUUUGUUUCCUCUUUCAGCACUUUGAAGUCAUCAAACCAACCAAUCAUGGCAUUGCCUGUCCCUAUUUAUACCAAUCAAAGAUGUGGAGUACUCUCAAGCGUAAAAAUCGAAGCAAAUUGUGUAAAUGAGAACAAUAUACGGACAUUGACAGCUGUUCUAUGCAAAAUAAUUGCAGUUCAAAAUCAAUACACACUUUCUAUUCAAUUAAUACUCAUUGCAUCACAUAUAAGCGUAAUAAAUAAGUCAUUUUGUUUGCAUAAUCGUCACAAGAUUUUUAUUUCAAUUGUUUCCUGCAAAGUUUUGUUAAAAAUCGCGUAUUUGCCUCAGUUAUAUAGUGUCAACAGCUUGCAACGCUUGACUGCAUCAGUUUGCCGGAAAUGUUAGUUUCGGCCGCGGCAUUCAGUUGAAAUGCGUUGAGAUGGACCUGUCCCCCGACGAGGAUCAGUUUCAAGGCCGCCUGCUUCACCAGGCAGCUCUCUGGGACAACGAGGAGCUCCUCCUGUCCCUGCUGGCCGGCGGCGCGGACCCGGACGCGCGCGACUCGCGCGCGCGCUGCGCGCUCCACGCGGCCGCGCUCGCGGAGCGCUCGCGCUGUCUGCGCGCGCUGGUCGCCGCCGGCGCCAGUGUCGACGCGAGAGAAGACACGGCUACAGGCGGCAAGACGGCACUUCACAUAGCGGCUGAACGCGGUCACGCAGAAAACGUCAGGGCUCUGCUAGCGGCGGGGGCUUCGCUGGCGGCCCGCGACGCGGCCGGCGCUACUCCCUUGCAGUUAGCGGAGCGCGCGGGCCAUCGCCAAGCGGCCAGGGAGCUGAGAAACGCGAGUGAUGCCUUGGAGCGAGAGAGACUAUCGCAGCACGCGGCUCUGCGCGAACUGGUGCUGCGAGGAGACGCGGCGGGGCUUAAAACAAAACUUACCGCCCUCGGGAGUAAUGCGCCGCUCUGCGUCAACCUGACGCCGCAGGGCGCCAACACGCUGCUAUAUGUGGCGGUGGAAGCAGGCCACACUGCCGUAGCCAAGGCGUUAUUAGAAGCAGGCGCCGAUGGCCGCGCUCAUCCGGUCACCAAAUACAGCCCCCUCUACAUAGCCUGCUACCACGGGCAUCGAGAGCUGGUUCCUCUGUUGCUGCAGCAUUUCCCUGAAGCUGUACAGCAAGAAACAGUAGAAAAAUGGCUGCCAUUACACGCGGCGUGCAUCGGAGGACACGCCACCCUCGUGUCGCUGCUGCUGGAGCACCCUUACCCGACCUCCUUGCUCAGCACUUACACCGAUGUUACCGGCAAAUGGCAGUACGAAGCAGCUUUCGACGUGAACGCAGUAGACGCUCGAGGACAGAGCGCGCUGUACGUGGCCAGCACCCUCGGCUGCAGCGCUGUGGUGGACGCGCUGCUGUCUUAUUCUGUGCCGUGCCGCCCUGUUAAAGAACAGCAGUCGGAGGAGGCCGAGCCGCCGGCGCCGCCCGCCGUGCUGAGCCCGCAGCGCGGCAUCUCGCUCGGCAUACAGGCCAUCGUCAGCAGGCUCACCGGCUCCGGCAGUCAUGAUGGGAUAGAAGAGAAGCGAGUGCACCCAGUACGGGUGGAUAUAGGACGAGGGGUGGACUCGUGCGUGGCGUGCGCCGCGCGCGGCGGGCACGCGCGCAGCGUGCGGCGCCUGCUGCAGGCCGGGGCGCCGGCCUCCGCCUCCGCGGCGCCGCCCGAGAACGAGAGCACGGGCACGCGCGACUCCCGGCGGCGCGCGCGCAGCGCGUCGGCCGUCGGCUCCGUGUCGCCGUCUCCGUCGCUCAACCGAGCUAGCGCCGACCGCGACGUGCCAUGGACAGCGCUAGCGGUCGCAGUCAGAAACAAACAUGUGCAAGUAGCAGACAUGCUCCUCCGGGCGGGAGCCGACGACCCCCACGGACUGGCGCUACGGGAGUGCCAUAAGCACCGUCUAGUGGCGCUGCUCGCCGCUAUUUUAGCCUCUAGGGCGUACCCCGACCCAGAGUACAAGAUGAACAAAGCGGCGGUGUCGGCGCUGGUGCUGGGCGCGGCGGGGCGCGACUCGUCGCUGACGCACAACGCGCUGGUGCCGAAGACGCCCGUCAUGGUGCACUGGCGGGCGCUGCGCACCAUGCAGGACACUAUCAGAAUGUCGUGGCUGAGCGCGGCGGCGCUGCGCGUGAACCCGCACGCGUCGAGCGCCGCGCUGGCCCUGCACGCCGUCACGCGGCUGGAACUGGCACAGAACGAGCUGCGAUCUUUGCCUGCUGCGUUAUUUUCUCUGCUGAGUCUCAGGUACCUCAACGUGGCGGCCAACAAGCUGGAGAGGCUGCCGCGGGGCGGCGAGCCGGCGCAGGAGGAGGAGCCGCGGCGCCGCGGCCCCCCCCCCCCCCCCGCCCCCGCGCCGCCCGCCUACAGCGCGCCCGUGCUGCAGGAGCUGUAUCUGCAGGAUAACCGCCUAGAACAUCUGCCACCAGAACUGUUCUCUCUACCAGCCCUAACGACUCUGGACGUCAGUAAUAACAAACUCCGAACGCUACCGUCUCGGGUGUGGGACGCGCCCGCCUUGCGGGACCUCAACGCGGCGCUCAACCAUCUUAGGGAUCUCCCUGCUAGAGACACGAGCGACGCGCCGCAGUCUCCGUCCGAGUCGUCCCCGGCGCUGAGCGCGUCGCCGUCCGUCUCACAAUCUUCAUUCAACUUCUCGCAGUCGUGGUUCCGCCGGCAGUCCGUGUCGAGUCGGCAGUCCGUGUCGAGCCACCAGUCCGUGCUCAGCCAGCAGUCUGUGUCGAGCCGCGCGUCGGUCGACAGCGCUGAUGAUGACACGACGCCUGUGCUUGGGGACCGCAGCGGACACGCCAUAUGUUCGGAGGCGGUGCGCGCGCACCCGUGGCGCGCCGAGCCGCGGCCGGAGCCCGGCGCCGGCGCCUGCGCGCUCGCCGCGCUCAACCUGUCCCACAACCAGUUCACGUGCGUGCCUGCCGGGCUCGCCUGCCUCGCCCCGAGACUGACCUCGCUCAACAUGGCCUACAACUCGCUCAGGUCGAUGUCGUACGUGACGUCAUACCCGACGAACCUCCGGCAGUUGGACCUCAGCCACAACGAGAUCACGUGUUGGCCGAGCUUACCUCAGGUGGAAAGCUUCGGAUCGUCAGUCGGCGACCCCCUAGCAUGCUACUGCCGCGGCGGCGCGACGCGCGCGCGGCCGUGCGCGCGGCCGCGCUCCGGCGGCGUGCGCGCGCAGCUCUUACACUGCGCGUGCGCGGCCAGAAGCCAUCUGAGGCUCGACUCGCUCAGGACCUUGAUUCUGGCGAACAACAUGCUCGAGCGCAUCCAGCUGACGACGGACGACGACGGCAACGUGCCAGAGAGGGACGGGGAGAUCGACGAGGACGACGAGUGGAACUCGAUGGCUGGUCUGCGGUCGCGGCUAGUGUUCCCGCUGCUCUCCAUGCUGGACGUGUCGUGUAACAUGCUGCGCUCCGUGCCGCCGCUCAUACACGCUCUGACGAAUCUGUCCGUGCUCAACAUUAGCGGAAACAAAGAAAUUACCGACCUACCGCCACAAAUGGGCCUCCUCUCCCGGCUCUGGAACCUGAACACGGCCGGCUGCUCGCUCCACGAGCCUCUAGGGUCCAUGCUGGCCUGCGGCCGCUACAAGAGCAUGGACAUCGUGGGCUACCUCAAGUCCGUGCUGCAGGAGGCGCGGCCCUACACCAACAUGAAGCUGAUGCUGGUUGGGUUACAGGGUAUCGGCAAAACAAGCUUACUGGAGUGCUUGAGACAAGAAUCUCCAAUACAGUAUCGAAGGAAAGGGACCGAUCACUGGGCGCUGCGCAUGGGCAACAAGGCGUCCGGCCGCAACAUGUCCACCGUCGGCGUCGACAUCGGCACGUGGAGCUACGAGCCCCCGCGCGCGGCCCGCGGGCCCGUCACCUUCCGCACGUGGGACUUCGGCGGCCAGCGCGAGUACUACGCAACGCACCAAUAUUUCCUCUCCCGCCGUUCGCUGUACCUCGUGGUGUGGAGAGUGACCGACGGGAGGAAGGGGCUGGCAGAAGCCAUCAGCUGGCUCAGGUCCAUACAAGCGCGCGCCCCGGGCUCGCCCGUCAUCCUCGUCGCCACGCACUACGACCAGAUCGCUAAUAGUACCCUCCCGGAGAGCGAGAGCCCGGCUGCGUUGCAGCGCCUGAUACGUUCCGCGCUGCUGCAGGCGCCCGACGCGGACAAGAAGGGGCUGCCGCGCGUCUGCGACUCUGUUGAGGUGUCGUGCAGCACGAAACACAACAUCCGGCUGCUCGCCGACAUCAUCUACUCCGUCGCCUACAGCGUGAAACCGCCUGGCAGCAAGGAACCGCUGCUAGAGCAGCGCGUCCCGGCCACGUACCUGGCGCUGGAAGAGUGUGUGACGGCGCUGGCGGCCGAGCUGCGGGAACCCGUUCUGAACCACGACGAAUACAAACGACUGGUGACGCAGUACAUGCAGACGAAGGGGCACCGCACAUUCAGGGACGCGGCCGAGCUGCACCAAGCCACCAUGUUCCUGCAUGAGAACGGCGUGUUGGUGCAUUACGACGACGCGGCCUUGAAGCAGCUGUACUUCCUGCGGCCGCAGUGGCUCUGCGACGUGCUGGCUCACGUGGUCACCGUCAGAGAAAUCAAUCCUUUCGCCAAUAACGGCAUAAUGAAGAUCGAGGACCUCGCGCACGUGUUCAAGGCGUCCCCCCUCCUGGCGCGCGGGGACGAGGCCUCCUCGCUGGGGGUCAGCCUGCUCAACAAGUUCGAGCUGGCCCUCUGCUGGGACAGCAGGACGCUGCUGGUGCCGCCGCUGCUGCCCGCCACCGAGCCCGCUACGCCGCAGCUGGCGCUGCGCGCGCGCGCGCGGGGCGGCGCCGGCACGCCGCGCCGCGUGGCCGCGCCGCCGCGCGCCGACUCGCCCUCGCUUAUACGAACGGAGAGAUGGAUUGUCGCAGAGGAGAGUCCCGGCAGCAUCAGCAUCGAGGGCCGCUCGACAGGCCGAGCCCUGCGCCGCAUGCUGCUGCUGUCGUACAUCCCGUGCGGGCUGUGGGCGCGGCUGUGCUCGCGCGCGCUGGCCGACCCGGCCGUCGGCGCCGCCGCGCACCAGCUGUACAAGCUGCCGCCGGAUAUGGAGGUGGAUGCCACAACCACGAAAGCGUUGGAGCCAAACUGGGCGUGGAAACUCUGGCGCUCUGGUCUCCAGCUGUCUUGGGGCUCCCUCGUCGCUCUGGAGGUGCGGGAGCGAGAGGCAAGACACGAUCCACUGCUGGGAGACAAUCCCGAAGGCGACAGUGGGAGGGACUUGAGGUUUAGAGUGAAACAAGAAGGCGCCUGGUGUUCCCUGGAAGUGGCGCGGUCCCCGAGCAUAGAGAUAACGUUGCCGGCGCGGGUCUGCGUGGCGCGCCGCACUGACGGCCUGCCCUUGGCUGGAUACCAGAGCAUCAGUCUGGAACCGAACUUGGAGGCGCUGGCGCGGCUGCUGGCCGUGCUCUCCGACCACGUGGAUCUGUUGCUGGAAGACUGGUACCCCUCGCUUGGCACCCGCUUCGUGCACACGUCCGAGGGCCGCUGCCUCAUCACGCGCGUGGUGCCGUGCGCGCCGUGCCUGGCGGCCGGCCAGGACGAGGCGGAGCGCCCCGAACACCUCGCGCAGGCAUUACAACGGGUGGGGCUACGAGAGGAGCGGCGGGAGGGCGGAGCGGGCGCGGGGGCGGGGAGAGUGUCGCAGGACUCGCGAGCUUCUGAUCAAGACAGCGGCGUUGGGGCUGACUCCGCAGCAUCAUCUCGUAUCGGUUCAGUAGAAGGCACACUCAGCACCCGCGAGGAACCACUCGCCGAGGUCCACGGCUGGACCGUGGAGCAGUGCCUCCUGGCGGCGUGCACUGCACAUAGCCUCGUGUGCCCCACGCACGGGGGCAUCCCCCUGCAGAGAGUCGCACCAGACGCGCUCCUUCUCGACGUGGAGGAAGAGCAGCGCGCGCGCUGGGAGCACAUCGUGCUGGAGUCCGUGGCCGGGCGCGGGGCCUUCGGCACCGUCAUGGCGGCCGUGUGGAGGCCUCCGGGACACCAGGCGAGGAAGGUCGCGGUCAAGGCGCUGCAGCCUGUCCCGCCGCCCAGAGCACAGCAUCACCACGCUUACAAGGUGGCGCUGGCCAGAUGGGAGCGGUCGCCGACGGCGGGCGCGUGCCGCGCCUACUGCGGCCUGCGCCAGGAGCUGGCCGUGCUGCGCGUGCUGCGCCACCCGCACGUGCUGCGCCUGCGCGCCGUGUGCGCCGCGCCGCUCGCGCUGCUCCUCGAGCGGGCGCCACAGGGUGCACUGGACAACAUCUUACGGGCUUACGGCGGCAUGGGCGCCCGGGUGGGCGCUCGAGCCGCCCGAGCACUAGCCCUGCAGCUAGCUCGAGCCUUGGAGUACCUGCACGCGCAGCGCGUGCUGUAUAGAGACCUUAAGUCGGAGAACGUGCUGGUGUGGGAGAUGCCGACCGUGGCGACGGCGGCGGCGGCCGAGCUGAGCCCGGCGCCCAUUCCUGUGCACGUCAAAUUAGGAGAUUACGGUAUCAGCCGGCUGGCGCCGCCGUCGGGCACGAAGGGCUUCGGCGGCACGGAGGGCUUCAUGGCGCCCGAGAUCAUGCGCUACAACGGCGAGCAGGAGUACAACGAGAAGGUGGAUUGCUUCUCGUUCGGCAUGCUCCUGUACGAGAUCGUGACGCUCCGGCAGCCGUUUGAGGGCCACGAGGCCGUCAAAGACGCCAUACUGGACGGCGCGCGACCCUCGCUGACGCCUCGUGACCUACAGUAUCCCUGCAACAUCCUGGAAACCAUGCGUCGCUGCUGGCGCGGCGCGCCCGAGCUGCGGCCGUCGGCGGCGGCGCUGGUGUCCGCGGCGGCCGCGCCGGAGUUCACGGCGCUGCUGGACGCGGCCGCCGCGCGCGCCUCGCUCGCCGCCACCGCUGUGGCCCUGCGCCAUGUCACUGACGAGGGCGCCCCCGGGUGGGAGGUGUGGUGCGGCGGGGAACCUGAGAGAUUACACACUUUGCUGUGCACGGAACAUCACAUCACGCAGCAACACGCCAUCAGAGUCCCGCCAGACGGCGAGGUGCCCGUGACGGUGACGGCGCUUUGCCGCGUGGGUGCCAGCGUGUGGGCCGGGGACAACACGGGCCGGGUCUGUGUCUACUCGUCAUCGACCUGCGCCCUGCUCUGGACCGCCAAGGUGCAAGACUCCGUGGGCGGCGGCCCCAGCCCGGUGAGCGCCCUGCAGCCGCUGCCGCAGCUGCGGAGGGUGGCUCUGGCUCUACAGUGCGGCAGGUUAUUCCUCGUCCGCUCAGAGCGGGAGGUAGCGGAGGCGGACGCGGAAGCGGAGGGCGGGUUCGUGCUCACAGAGUUGGGCACCGCGAGCGAGCUGUGUUGUCUCGCCGCCGUGCCUUCGCCACAAGGGUUCGAGAUCUGGGCGGGCGGGUCAGGUCUGUACACCUACGCCGUGUCCGCUACCGGUGUGUGUGGGGCCGAGCCUCUACCGGCGACCCCGCGUGUCACCCUAUUGGCCGCCAGCCCUGAGGAGCCCUACGUGGCCCUGUACUGUGAACCAGGGGUAUGCGUGUACCAGUGGUCGGUCCGCAGCCGCCAGCAGACCGCGCGCCUGGACUGCAGCAAGCUGGUGCCGUGCAGCGAGAGCCUGCAGUCCCUCGCGCUGGACUCGCGGCCCGGCGAGGACCUCGGCCGGGUGACGGCGCUGGCGGCGCUGGGCGGGGCGCUGUACGUGGGCACGGCGUGGGGCGUGCUGCUCGUGUGCGCGGCCGCCAGCCUGCGCCCGCUCGCCGUGUUCCGCCCUUACGAGCAGAGCGUAACGUCAAUAGUACCAUUAUACCCGCACCGCGGCUCGCAGGCCGCCAUGCUGGCCACGCUGGGCACCGGCUACCGUCCGCUGCUGCACCGCUAUGCACCACAACAGCCCAACACAUCGAACAACUCGUACAGCGGCCCACAUUGCCUCCUGUGGCGCGCCGGCCACUGGCUGCCCGACUAAACACGUCCGACGGAUGUACACGUCUAACUCGCACAUCAUGUGAAUGGAUAUUGGAUAUAUGCUGUUACGUCGAUGGAUUAGUGUUUUAUAUUAAACACGCCCUGUACGGAUACGGAUAUACACGUCCCCCAGCUCAGCCAAGGACGUAUAUGCACGUCCAGCAACUCGCACAGGGUAUUCCGGACAGUGAAUGUUGUCGAUUGGUUAGUGUUUUAUAUCAAACACGUCUUACACGGAUAUACACGUCUAGCUGGCGCAGCCUUACGAUGGAUAUACACGUUCAACAACUCGCACACGACGGAAAAUGGAUAUUAGAUAUGUGCUGAUUUACAUCGAUGGGUUAGUUUUUUAUAUUAAAAACGGACAAUAUACAUUUAUCAGCUCGUUUGACAUAGCGCUGUACUUAUUAUAUCGAUUUCAUUAUUUAAACUAAUAUUUUUGUCAAAAUGUAGUGUGACUAAGUUUGACGCUCAGUUUGGGAAACUAGCUAAUAUUGAACCCUCUCAACGCCAUGAAUACCUUUAAACACCCCUAAAGUUGUCAUAAAUAACUGGGUGAAUCAACUUUUUGUUUCACUACGUUGGCAUUUUAUGCUUGGGGUUUUCUAAUGUGUUGCAGAAAGUUGUUUAUUACAUUUCUGUAUUGCGUAAUGUUACUUAGUAGAAGUAUCCUUGGCAGAAAUACUUCCGGCAUUCUGUUUUCCGCAUAAUAUUACUUCGCGCUUUUAUUUUCGCGUAAUAUUAUUUGGCAGAAAACCCUAACCUAACCCACUUAGAAAAUCCUGCCAAAUUAAUAUUAUGCGUAAUGACUAUUAUGGCAAGUAUAUAUUUAUGCGUCGUCGUUAGUGCGAUUAGACUGAAGUUUUUCUCCGAUACGUAUUAUGCGAAGUGUAUUUCUGACAAAUAAUAUUCUGACAGAUGAGGGUAACCCACAAAGGUAACCCGCAAAAAAAGUUAACCACCCAAUUUGACGACCUGGCUGGCCUAGUGGGUAGUGAGGUAGUGACUCUGCAUAUGAAGCUGAUUGUAUCGGGUUCAAAUCCUGGUAAGGUCAUUUGUGUGAUGAGCACGGAUAUUUGUGCCUGAGUCAUGGGUGUUUCUAUUUAUAUAUUAUAUAUAUCGUUGUUUGAGUACCCACAACACAUGCCUUCUUAAGCUUACUGUGGGACUUAGUCAAUUUGUGUAAAUAUGUCCUAUAAUAUUUAUUUAUUUAAUUAUGAUAUUAGUCAUUUGAAGUCGAGGUUCUUAACCAUGUUUGAUGCUCGCUAGCAAAAUAACCUUCAUGCUUUCAUGUAUACAAAACUCCUGUCAUCCACGAUAACGCGCAGAUUAGUCAAAUCUAACGUUUAAUAACAUGACAUUACGACUCAAGGCCCGCGUCUUCGUGAAUGACACGACCUAUAAGGUACAUAAAUCUGUUGUAACAAGUAAAUUGACGUUUGAGCGACGUUUUCAUAAGUUCAAGACAAUGUUUAAACAAGAUAAAAUGGGGUAAAAAGUUAUUAAAUAACAAACAAUGUAUGUGUUUCAGUGUCGCAGUUACUUAGUACCUAAGUGGAAAUGUGAAUAUCAAGUGUAAAAUAAUAUUAACCCUUUGAACGCCGCACCAUAUUAUACACGGUGCUUUUUAAGGUUGUUAAUUUGAAGGUGCAUUCCUGAGCUUAAAUAACUUUCUCAAAGCAAGUAUUCUAAUUAACUCCAUUUUGGAGAUAAUCAAUGAUUUAUUAUUAUCUGAUAAGGCCUAUGUGCGUGUACAUUUGCCUUAGGGCCUGUUUACAUAUUGAUUAGUGUUUAGUAGGAGGAACAUUUGCUACUAAACGCAAGUACUAUCACGGACGAUCGAUAUCCGAAAUGUCAUCGAUAAGUCAGAGUUUUCAAUUGUUUAGUAGAUUUAAAUAAUAAUGCCCGUGUUACAACAACGUUAUUAAUUACGUUUUACGAAAAAAAAUAACUAUGCCAUUCAGUUUCCUUAAAUGUAAACCGCAAAGUUAACGGACCUUAAAACAGCCGGACAGGUGCGAGUUGGACUCGCCCACCAAGGGUUCCGUACUCUUUAGUAUUUGUUGUUAUAGCGGCAACAGAAAUACAUCAUCUGUGAAAAUUUAAACCGUCUAACUAUCACGGUUUAUGAGAUACAGUCUGGUGAUUGACGAACAGACGGACGGACAGUGGAGUCUUAGUAAUAGGGUCCCGUUUUACCCUUUGGGUACGGAACCCUAAAAACACCGUGUAUUCAACGCGCGAUCGUAAUCCUUACCGAAAUACACGGGUACACUGUAACCGUGAUGCACGGGUACACUGUAACCGUGAUGCACGGGUACACUGUAACCGUGAUGCACGGGUACACUGUAACCGUGAUGCACGGGUACACUGUAACCGUGAUACACGGGUACUCUGUAACCUUUGAUACACGGGUACACUGUAACCGUGAUACACGGGCACACUGUAACCGUGAUACACGGGUACUCUGUAACCUUUGAUACACGGGUACACUGUAACCAUGAUACACGGGUACUCUGUAACCUUUGAUACACGGGUACACUGUAACCGUGAUACACGGGUACCGUGAUACAUGGGCACACUGUAACCGUGAUACACGGGUACUCUGUAACCGUCUGUGGACGCCUUUGAAGGGUAAAGGAUAGGAUAUUAUCACUUGAAAAUCCGUCAACUUAUUAUGUCGUUUAGAAAAUUAUGAAUUGUUGAAUGAAUUUAUAAAUGCCUUAAAGCAUUAAAUGCGUAAAUGUGACGUUAUUCAAACGUUUUACUAGAACAACCGUAUAUUACAAAUCUCAUUACCUACCUAGUUAUUAUAAGGGCUGUCCAUGCUAUUAUUGUGAAACUUUUACUGUAUUUGCGUAUUAUCGUUACAGAGUGUUUAUUAUUAUCCGGGUCUCGCUUCUCUGUCUAUUAUGUAUAGCCCCAUUUCAAGAACUUGUAUGCAAUAUUCGAUACCUUGCAAACCACAUGAAUUGAGUACCAAAAUACCACAAUGUAACGAAAAUAGCAUGCAAGUUAUUAAACCGUCUGAAUGGGGCUUAAAAAGUACAAUUAGUUUUAAACAACCUGAAUUUGAAGACCUAUGCGACGAUUAUAUCUUAUUAAGCCCGUCACAGACGAAGCGAUAAUAUAUAUUAAUAUACCGUAAGACACCGACCGUAAGAUAUCUUAUUGUGUAAGCAACAUACACGCCAACGAUACCAAAAUAUAUAUCGCUGUCUGUCCAGCACCUACAUCGUGAGAGAGACGAAAUAUACCAAAAUAUAUCGUAAUAUACCGAGCUAUAUAUCGCAAGGUAUCUUAAGAUGCCUCACUACAGUCCGGUUUUUUAGCAUUAGAAAGAAGGUAAGCGAUUUGAAUGCGUUUUUUUUAUUGAAAAAUAAGUCACGGCAAAUAGCUAACAAUUAUAAAUCAUAUCCUCCUGAGUCCCCGCGUCCGUUAUAACGGCCAAAAUCAUGACACGUGUAAAGACCGGCCGCUAAAAAAUAAAGUUAUCCAUAAAGUCCCAGAGUCCGCUAUAACGGCCAAAAUCAUGACAUUUGUAAAGACCGAGCGCUAAAAAAUAAAGUUAUCCAUAAACGCCGAGUGUCCGUUAUAAAGGUCUAAAUGUUUCGCGCUUAAAAUCAGGUGAUAGUGGCGUGCUCUUGAGAACCAAUGGCCGUCGUCCAAUCCGAAAUGUACCUAUCUUUCUUUAGCAAAGGCUAUUGCCUAGUAAUCAAGAAUAUUCCCUUCAGUACGACGUCACAAGUCCAGGAAGAUGUCACGUCGCGCAGGUGGAGGUGAGUCCAAUCCAUUUUUUUUUUGCUUAAUCCUUUUUGUUUUUGUUUGCCUUUUUAUGUAUUUAAUGAGUAUUUUAUAUAUUUAUUAUAAUUUAAUUACUAGUUUUAUUGUAUAUAUGAUGUUUGAAGUACAAUUACGUGUUAAAUUAAUUUGACCUUUGUAACGCCCACUCGGACUUAGUUUAUAGUAUAGGUCGCCAUGUUUCUGGCGUCUUAACGGACUCUAUGCUAUACUUACAUUAUUGUUGAGUAGUGAUUUUAAGCAUACAAGAAGUUGUUUGACCCGUAUGUUUUUAUGUAUGUAUGUUUGUUUGUUACUUUUGUUUGGCUUUUGGCUCGCGUUUGGCUAAAUCAAUUUUAAAGCGGUUUUCAGAGAGGUAUGCGUUACAUUUAGGAGAAGGGUUCAGUACUAGAACCGACUAAAAAAAGGGGCUCUCUUUGACCCCUAUGUUUUUAUGUAUGUUUGUUUUGUUCUUGAUUUUCUUGCGUUUGGCUGAAUCGAUUUUCAAAGACGUAUUUGAUACACUAAGAAGGUUUUAGUACUUAAACCGACUUCUAAAAAGGAGAGGUACUCUGUUUGAACCGUGUGUAUCAAAGUGGCUACUUGAAGUUGGUUCCUUGAAACACAUAGAUGAAUAUUUUCUAAUUAUAUAGUUACGCGCACAAAGACAUUAUUUUGUAUUGAGAAAUUAAUAAGUUAUAUAAUGUUACAAAAGAUUUAUCACAAUUGUUGUUAAAAUACGUA
Messenger RNA from Cydia pomonella (codling moth), 12588 nucleotides. It is a transcript of the gene Lrrk, whose product is annotated as leucine-rich repeat serine/threonine-protein kinase 1. NCBI's taxonomy places the organism in Eukaryota, Metazoa, Arthropoda, Insecta, Lepidoptera, Tortricidae. The record is from RefSeq and is a predicted model, not a curated record. Bases 461 to 8065 code for a protein of 2534 amino acids. Gene Ontology annotation, molecular function: protein binding; ATP binding; protein kinase activity. Gene Ontology annotation, biological process: protein phosphorylation. The transcript has 57 exons.